This is a messenger RNA of Triticum urartu, 396 nucleotides long. The record is from RefSeq and is a predicted model, not a curated record. Lineage: Eukaryota; Viridiplantae; Streptophyta; Magnoliopsida; Poales; Poaceae.
AUGCAGCAUCUUUUUGGACCUCGUCGAUAUCAAACCGCCGCCGUCGCCGUCUUCUUCUUCGUCUCCGACAGGAGGAGCGGCCGAAAACCUCGGGAGGAGCUGGCUAACCUGGAUCAGCUGGAGGGCGGGUUCGCCUCCAUGCGCGGGCACGGGACUGAGGAGCAGCGCAACAAGUUCCUCGUGCUCCACAUCUACAAGGCACUCAACAACCGCGACCACGCCACCGUCCACUCCCUCCUCGCGUCGGACCUCGAGUGGUGGUUCCAUGGCCCGCCCGCGCACCAGCACAUGAUGCGCCUCCUCACCGGCAACGAGCCGGGCGCAGCCACGGCCACGACAGCGAGUCGGGCGCGUCCACGGUCACCGGGAGCUGAUGGUGGGCACGAUGGGCAGUGA